Messenger RNA from Athene cunicularia (burrowing owl), 4733 nucleotides. It is a transcript of the gene FCF1, whose product is annotated as FCF1, rRNA-processing protein. Gene Ontology annotation, cellular component: small-subunit processome; nucleolus. Bases 1 to 603 code for a protein of 200 amino acids. The transcript is spliced from 7 exons. Lineage: Eukaryota; Metazoa; Chordata; Aves; Strigiformes; Strigidae. The record is from RefSeq and is a predicted model, not a curated record.
AUGUGCUACAAAUGCCUGGUUGAAACUCUGCUCCAGCUUGGCCUGGCUGUGGAAGGAGUGCCUGUGUUUCUUUGCAGUAAUGAGAAGGACCGGGCGAAAGCCCCCGCGAAGAAGAAAGAGGACCCGAGUGCCAUCAAGGAGCGAGAGGUCCCCCAGCAUCCCUCUUGCUUAUUCUUCCAGUAUAACACACAGUUGGGCCCCCCUUAUCAUAUCCUGGUUGACACUAACUUCAUCAACUUUUCCAUCAAGGCCAAGCUGGACCUAGUGCAGUCAAUGAUGGACUGUCUCUAUGCCAAGUGUAUUCCAUGUAUCACAGAUUGUGUGAUGGGUGAAAUUGAGAAGUUAGGACAGAAGUACCGUGUGGCAUUAAGAAUUGCCAAGGACCCUCGGUUUGAGCGCUUGCCAUGUGGGCACAAAGGAACCUAUGCAGAUGACUGCUUGGUACAGAGGGUCACUCAGCAUAAAUGUUAUAUUGUGGCUACAGUGGAUAAAGAACUCAAGCGGAGAAUACGAAAAAUCCCAGGAGUGCCUAUAAUGUAUAUUUCCAGGCACAGGUACAAUAUUGAGAGGAUGCCAGAUGAUUAUGGAGCUCCUCGAUUCUAAUCUGUCCAGCCAAGCCCUUGAUGCCAGGACCCUCAGCCAGGAUAAGGGUCCUUCUGGUUCCAACCCUCCUGCUUUCUUAUUUGCUGGGACUCUGCUUGUAGGACUAUGGGUGACAUUGAACUGACUUCAUAGACUUGUCCUUCUAAGAAAAAGCUAUUUGGAAGAGUCUGCUUUUAAUCAUCCUCGUUCUGACUUGGCCUGAUCACCUAGAGCUGGGAGAAGCAUAUGGAAAAGAGAGGAUGGUAGUGCCCACAACGUGCAUGACUCCCUCUUCAUUGGCAUCACCGGAAAAAGUUAUUUCAGUAUUCCAAAUUAAAUAUUGAUGGUGCAACUCUGGCUGAGAAUGAAACCACAGAAAUUUUAAAAGCUUAUUGCUGCACGUGCAGCAAGACAAAUAUUCCUCUGGGAAACUCCUUCACACCUGUCCCAUCAGCAAAUCAGAAGCUUAUGUUCUGUUGAAGAACUGUCAGAUCUGCAGCAGCUGGUGUGCCUUCUCUGGACCAGCAGUCUGGAAGGUUUUAAUUCGGAAUCGAUGGGCUUCUAUUCAACUGUAGAGUGAAUGAAGUUUGGUUAAGUGUCCUGCUCAGAUUCUCGUGUCUGUACUGGGUUAGCUGACAACCCAGUCCUUUUGCUUACAUGCAGAGUGGUGAAGGCAGGGCAGGGUUGGGUCAAGACAGAUCUCUCCCUUGUUUGCUUGGCACCUAUGCACCUCAAACACUUCUCCCUUUUGUUAGGUGUCAGGGAAGAGGAGGAAUAUAUCAAACUGUGACAGGAAGGCAUCAAACUGGGAAAGGUGUUAAUGUGGACUGGGAGCAGAGUCAGUGAGGGGAAAUCAGAGCAGUGGUUGUGGGCCAAGAGAGCUUCAGAGACCUGCAGUGUUUGCUGCUGGAAAGGAAGUGGUCAGAGGAAGGAAGGAAAAGAGAUGGUUAAGCCACAUGGAGAGAUACAGGGCAAAAAUAUUUCAAAGUUAUAACUCUGCAUUCUUAUAUCUUCUCCAUUACUUUUUAAUUUUUAGCAAUAUAAUUUGCUCUUCUGAUCUCUGCUUUGCAGUGAGGAGAACUGUCUUAAGACUGAGAGGUGAGAGACAAUACAAGGCUUACCAGGGGCCAGCACACUGACAUGUGCUUCCUGGCCAAAAUGCUGGAGUUGAGGUACAGUAAAGGGAGUAGUCCAAAAAUAUAUAUUGGUAUAAUAAAUAAAAUUUUCAAACUUUAGUAGAGCUCUUAUCCGAUGGUGCCUUAAACUGGUUUCACUGCAGAGAAUAGCUGAACUCAGCUGUUUGUAUGCUGGACAGCAUACCCUGACGAUAAUACCUCUCUUCUGCUAAUCAUUUCCUGUCCUCGGGAAAUGCCCUGGUGUGCUAAUAACUUUCUUGCUAGCACCCUGCCUCUACAGAUACUGCAGGUAAAUUUGGGAACACACCAGACUUACCCCUUGUACUAACUCUUUGCUUGCUACAGGCUCACCUACUAAACUCAUUGUCGAAAUAACAGCAUGCUGAUGCUUUUAAAACAUAGCCUCUUCCCAGCUAUCACAAUUGAAGUUUAUCUUUUCCACCUCCAGCUAGAAAGAGGUUAGCUAACAACCCUGAGAUUUUACACUCAGUAUAUAAUUAUAUAUUUCAAAAGUGGUGGUAUUAGUUUUCUUUCAAUCCCAGUCACAUUUCUUUAAGGUAAAUCUUUAAGUAUUGCCAUAAACACUUGAAGACUGUGUUUAGUCAAAUGAGGACUGAGAAACAGUUGUAGGAUUAAUGUGUGUAACUUGGUUUUCAUAAUAUUUCUAGUUUUGAAAGACUUCUUCAAGUACAGAGUUAACUAGAAUUGUGCAAAUAACUUCACUUGAAUUAACCUAAAGGGAAGGAGACUGGAGAAGAAAGAAACAGACAGUCAUUUGAUAGAAAUCUUUCUGGCACUGCUAAAGAGGUCAAAGGCAGAACAACACAAUGAAUUUGGGAAACACCUGCCAGCAGAAUGCCUGUUGGAGGGACUUAAUGAAAAUACACGUAUGUAGCAUCAAGUGUAGGUAGGAGUCAAAGCAAAUGUGCGCAUUUACUGAAGUCUUUUACUCCUUAAAUUAACAUUCCUUGUAAUCUGCCUUGUUUUAAUAACAAGGAGGAACCUGGAAUAGGCAUAAGGCAAUUGCUAAAAUAGUGUUAACAGGAUUGGAGAAUGAGCAGCAGGAAGAAAGUACUGGCAAUAAACAAACCCCUCAGGAAGUUUUAAUUGAGUAUAAUUGGCAAGACAGAAAAUACUUGGGUAUUAGCUCAGAGAGCCUAAUCAGAAGAGAAAAGGGACAAGAAAGGACCACCUGAGUCAUCAGCUGCUUCCCCUGCAGUCCCAGGGAACCUGUGUACCAGACACUUGCUUCAAAGGAAAAUAUUUACUCCAUGCACACCGUGGCAUCCCAUCCUCAGAUCUAACUUACAGUAUGUCAAAAAGGAGGAAAGAUCAUUAUAACAGGAAAGAGUUUGGUAAGCAAGAAUGCUUUGAUGUUCCCACGAAUGUGGAACUCUGCCAGUCCAAACCAGAAGAGAAAUUACUUCCUGACUCAACUCUGGCAGUUGGUUUAAACCUGCACAUGAGUUAAAUACCAAACAGAUGCCUGCAGUGUUUCAGUUACUCUAGGGAACCCAGCCUCCCUGCUAACACCCUGUCUCUUGCUGAAGCCAGUUUCCAUAGCUUCAGAAGGCAGAAUAAUUGGAAAAGUCACAGAAAGGUCUGAAGUUGUGGAAAGAAUGGGAGAAAAUUAUUUCUCCUUUCUGGGGGUCACCAGAAGGCCCAAGCCUGCUGCAGCGUUACCACCAGAUGAAGAAACUUAAGCUGCUGAUCUUAAUAUGCAACACUGGUUAAUUGAGGGAUAACUGAAAUGUGGUAGAUUAGCAUUUAGAAGCAGAAAGAGCAUGAGCUAUUUUAAAAAUUAACUAAAACCAGCAUGAUGAUAUACGGUAAUGUUAGAGACUGUCAGAGAAUAAGAGGGCAUAAUGUGGAUUUAACAGGGUUGCUUUAGGACAAGGUAACCUUGGGUAAAGCCAGUAUAUCAUGACUGGCAGGAGUCAACUCUACUGCUGUCCAAACCAGAUUUGGGUAUUGACAAAAGCAUCUGUCAAGUUAUUUGGAAGUUACACUUUGGCCUCUAUGAUGUAGGCUGGAAAACAAUUGUUACUGAAAAUAGUUGAGUACAUGUGUUUCUUCAUAAAGGAAGUAACAGGUUUCUUUACAGUAUUGAGUAACCACAACAAACAGCAGGAAUAUUGGGAGAGACCUGCCUGCAGGAAAUAACUGAUUUGAGUAAACUGAUCACAAGAGAAAUUUUGAGUGAGUCAAUCAGGAGGAUAAAUCAAAGGGUGAUUGCAAUGGGAAUUCCCUGUUUUAAGAGGACAGACUUUUGAAAGCUUAGUUGAUGAGUAAACUAGCCCAAAGAGCUCAGGGUUAUAAAUGUUAAGUAUGUGUACAAUGUGGAGGAGAUGGAGGCUAAAAGUGCAAAUGCUGUCUGUAAGUCAUUCACUGCAAAGGAAAUCUUAGAGGACCACCAUGCUAGACAGAAAAGGAUCAAUAAAUACCUUUAUAUGAAAGGAUACUAUAGAAAAUACAGUACUAUGGGUAUUAAAUUAGUUAAGAUAGCUUUUUUUAAAAGAUUUUAAUCUCAUAACUUGAGUUCACAUUCAUGUUGAAGCUUUUCCUGUAGAUUCAUGGUGUAUCACCUCUGGAUUCCCUGGAAUUUAACAACAAAUGAAGUCCAGCUUUUCCAGCAGAGAGGACAAAGCUUUUCUUCUACCUAAGAGUCUGCUUUUCCUGAUUUUUCUACCUGAAAAAUCUCUAUACUUUUCCUCUAACACUUGCCUUUCUUUACUGGCCAAGGAUUCUUCAUUCACUAGCCAUGAACUAGAGAUUGAACAUGACAAAAAAAUUGGUCAGGUUUUCUGUAUUUGGGAAGGAGGGACGGUGCCCUGCUGACAAAAACUAGCGACUAGGCUUUGCUGCCCAGCUAUUAAAAUUCACACAUACAAGCCCUCAUGUCUUUUCUUCUACAAUGAGAGAUAAGUAAUUUAGCCAGUUAGCAAUGAUCUGUGCACAGAAUAUACUUUUAUGUUUAACUCAUACUUCAGUGUGGAAAGAAACACAAGAAAAAAU